Messenger RNA from Anguilla anguilla (European eel), 765 nucleotides. It is a transcript of the gene syce3, whose product is annotated as synaptonemal complex central element protein 3. The coding region runs from base 78 to 365 and encodes 95 amino acids. Lineage: Eukaryota; Metazoa; Chordata; Actinopteri; Anguilliformes; Anguillidae. Gene Ontology annotation, biological process: synaptonemal complex assembly; reciprocal meiotic recombination; spermatogenesis. The record is from RefSeq and is a predicted model, not a curated record. The transcript has 3 exons.
GCAACCAAAAGGUUAGCAGUCCAACGCUCACGCGCACUUUCCGUUAGAGGGCAAGUUUCUCUUCACACCAGGUUAACAUGGCAACUAUGUCAGAGUCUCGGGGGGAAAGGGAGUUGCAUGACCGCGUUGUGCAAGAACUGAACCACUUGAGCAAGGAAAUGGAAAAAAUGGUUGAGGUCAUGGAGAAUGUGUCGGUGCAGUUGACGUGGAUGGCAUAUGACAUGGUGGUGCUUCGCACCAGUCCGGAGGUGGGAGAAUCCACCCGGAAGCUGGAAGAGGAGUUUCUUCAGUGCAAGAAUCUCCUAGAAACCACCUGCAUAGAAGCCAUCGGCAGGUCGACAGACCCGGGACGGAUUUGGCCAUAACUGUCAGAUUUCUGCAGCAAUUUAGCCUUAAUGUGCGUAAAUGAAACGUUAUAGCUGCAGUGUUCAGACUCAGUCCCAAAUGUUAUUAUAUUCAGAGCAGCAGCUGACAUAUUUAGCGUGUUCGACAAAUGUUUCCCUAAAAUACGUGACUGUUCUGGCCAUUUGUUGGCACUGGAAAUUGCGGACCAUGUCAUGGGUUAGACGUUGGUCACGUGAUCUGACUAAGAGUAGAUGCCACGUGGGACAUAUUUGUAAACUCGUAUUUUGGUUUAUUGAUUUGGGCAUGUGGUUAUGAAAAUAUUUGUUGUUGUGUUUGAGCAAAUGGGUUUCAUAAGUUUUGAUUCCUAGUCUGGACAUGGAGCAUCUACUGUGCAAAUAAACAAUAGAGGUGUGAGACCUA